Molecule: messenger RNA, 1623 nt
Organism: Pseudomyrmex gracilis
Lineage: Eukaryota; Metazoa; Arthropoda; Insecta; Hymenoptera; Formicidae
Product: CUE domain-containing protein 1
Exons: 5
Coding region: 425-1114 (229 amino acids)
Molecular function (GO): ubiquitin binding
Source: RefSeq, a predicted model, not a curated record
AUUCACUUAUUCUUUUGUCGAAACUUCCUCUACAGCUCCUAUCCCUAUCCCUAUCUCUAUCUCAGUCUGCUCGAAACACUUAAGGAAGACGUAAAAUGGCGUAUGGACUAACUUAACAGGUCCACUAAGCCAUAAGAGCACCAAACCAAACCAACCUUACGUUGCUGCUGUUCGGUGCUUUUGAUGAUUUGUUUUUGACUACGUACGUAUGAUGUAGACCAGCGCCGGUUACAUGCGAUUUUCAAAUAAUUAGCAAAUCAUGAUACUGUGUUAAUUGUGCCAAUUGACACGAAUUGAAGGUCAGUUUUGAUACAACUCGGAUCGGUGACUGCAAACAUGAGUGAUAAUGUUUUAACUAUUAUUUCUUGAAGGAUCGUCAGCAGAUACUUGUUUGUGCAUCCUCGUUAAAAACAAGCUCUUCACUAUGGCCUCUGCUACGGAACAACAGCAGACCACGCUGGAGUUCUACCAGGCGAUGGCAGACUUCAAAAACAUGUUUCCACAGAUGGAUGAUGAUGUGAUAGAGGCAGUACUAAGAUCUAAUCAGGGAGCUGUGGAUACCACUAUUGAUCAACUGCUCACUAUGAGUACUGACAAUGAAAAUGAGAAAAUUAGAAGCGAAUUAGAGCAAAAAGAGGAACCUCCGAAUGCUAUCAAAUCACCUAAGAAAGACAUUAGUAAGUCCUUAAAAAGUAUUCAAAAAUGGCAACCACCAUUAUUGGGACCAUUGCCCGAUACUUUUCUAAGACUUCCUCAACAAACAUUAGACGACAGUAUUGACUCAUUUUCACAAGAAAAUUCUAUGAUAGAAGAUGAGAGAAUUGCUAUGUUCCUGCAGAAUGAAGAGUUUAUGGCAGAACUUCGUUGGAACAAAGACUUUUUGUCCACAUUAGAACACGACUCAAAGCUAGAGAAAUGCGGCGCCCAAACUGGUCACGACGAUGAGGAUUUGUUCAAAGAAAGAUUGAAGAAUAUGGGCAAGUUGUCUCGACGCAAAUUCGCGCAACUUACCAAGGUGUUCACUCGCAGUAAGAAACGUGGUGGUAGGCAACUGUUGCCACCGACAGCUUCCUGUGAUGAUCUCCUAGAAGAGUCAUCCAGACCUCAAUCUUAAAGGGAUAGUUUGUAUUUAUUGUGAGGACAGUUAAACACUUUAUUAAUGGUACUUGCAGCUUAAUGUAAUUUUAGAUAUCACAACAUGGAAACAAGCAUAUCUAUGUUGUUGUAACUUGCAAAAACUGCUAGGGUUACGUCAGGAUCGUGUAAGAUACACAUUAAUUAGCGAUUUACGUUUUGGGCUUACAAACAAUUCGCCGGACAAUUGCUCGAAGAUGAUGUAGAAAAAAAAUGUUAGCGCGCGAGAAUAAACUCGUUUAAAAAGUGAGUAUUAAAGAAAAGAAUGCAAAACGAUUGAAGAUGAUCAAAACAUACGUAUCUUGAUAUAAAUAUAUCUAAACAUAAUUACAUAAAGGAGAAAUAGCGCAUUAUAUUGAUCUUAACACAUUUUUCCUAGUGAGAAUACACAGAUCUGUUUCAAUUCUUACAAACUUGAUGUGAUAUUUUAUGAUAUUGUGACGUAAAAUUUUUAUUAUUAUUAUAGAUUUUAUUUAUAUGAAAAUUUUA